AUGUGGACGAAAUACAUUUUUUCUUUUGCCUUUUUAUAUAUCUUCUCAGAAUGCCCGACAAUUACAGCCGACGGGCUUCUUGGUUGUGGAGGAUUUGUAAAAUCUGAUAUUGAUAUUAAUUUUUCUUUGGUUGAGGUCAAACUGUACACCACACAUGGCAGUAUAAAGUACGCUACAGACUGUGCCCCUGUCACGGGAUACUACCUGAUUCCACUCUAUGACAAGGGUCAGUUUCUGCUGAAGGUUGAACCACCCAAAGGAUGGAGUUUUGAGCCUAAAGCUGUGGAGCUUCACGUGGAUGGCACCAGUGACCCGUGCAGUCUUGGGGAGGACAUCAACUUCAAGUUCACCGGAUUCUCCAUCUACGGCAAGGUUCUAAGCAAGGGUCAGACGACUGGACCGAAAGACGUAAAAGUCUCGCUAACGCUGGCUGGGUCGAAUAGCCCACUGUAUACAUCAGUUACAGAUGAAUCAGGAAGCUAUAUUUUUUCUGAAGUGUUACCAGGAGAAUAUACCAUUGCUGCUUCACAUGCCAGGUGGAAGUUUCAAAAUGCAAAAACCCAAGUCCAAAUAACGAAUGAGAACGCCCACCUUGCUAACAACCUUAUGGUGGCUGGAUACGAUGUUACGGGCAAAGUCUCAAGUGAUGGAGAGUCUGUCAAGGGAGUUAACUUCAUUCUGUUCUCUAGCACUGUGAAGGCUGAGGCUAUAGAAGACUGCGACAAAUCUCCCGUGAAGGGGUUCACGUCACCGGAAGCUGUCAGACCUCUCUGUCACGUGACAUCAAAGAGCGACGGAACAUUUAUAUAUCCAACACUACCAACCGGAAAAUAUUUCAUUGUUCCAUUCUACAAGGGCGAUUACAUUACGUUCGAUGUUGUUCCAGGGAAACUUGAAUUUGAAGUCCAGCAUGAAUCUGUAAAGCUGCAAAAAUCAUUCCAAGUGUCUGGCUUCUCAGUCAGUGGUCGAGUGCUGGACAGUGUAAAGGGUCGUGGAGUUUCCAAGGCUAGAGUGAUGCUGGACGGGAAGUUUCAGACGAACACGGACGAGCAGGGGAUCUAUCACCUGGAGAACAUGAAGACUGGUUCCUACAAAAUCCGUGUGGAGGUGCAGAACAUUUACUUUGAUGAGAUGUUGGUGAAGAUUACUCCUAACACACCACAGCUUCCCGACAUUAUUCCUUCAAGCUUCAACUUGUGUGGUAAAGUUGCAAUUGACAGAUUUCCCGAAGUUCUUGGCAAGCUGCCAACACAGCGACGGGUCAUCUACUUCCCCGAGAGUAAGAAGUCUGAUGCCGUUUCCAUCACAACAGAGAGCGAUGGCAAAUUCUGUACCAAGGUGAAACCAGGAAAAUAUGUCAUUAAGGUUCACAUUGCGGACACGGAGAUGAAAGCGGGACUGCGUCUGUCUCCAGCCGAGCGUGUCGUCACAGUCAGCACCCAGCCCGUUCUGGACGUCAUCUUCUCGCAGUUCAGGGCGAAAAUAUCAGGCUCUCUACUCUGUCUGGAAAAAUGUCGUCCUAUUGAUGUGUCGCUGGAUGCUGUUGGCAGAAGUGACAUGAAACAGGUUAUCCAGGGUAAGGAAGUGGAAAAUGGAGCAGUGUUCACCUUUGAAAAUGUUUUGCCAGGAAAGUACAAAGCUUCAAUUCUGCACGACAGUUGGUGCUGGAAGAACAAGACGAUAGACAUCGAAGUUGUCGACAAAGACCUGACCGGAGUCGACUUCUUACAGACCGGUUACAUCCUCAAGUGUAGCGUGUCGCACGAAAUUACCAUGAAUUUUGCCCAUGACAAGAAGUCUGGUAGUGUUGGGUCGUUUCCCCUGAAUAAAGGAACAAACCGGUUCUGUCUGGCUCAGCCCGGCAUGUACAAGUUAACACCAGAUUCAUGUCACAAGUUUGACAAGGAAGUCUACACAUACAACACGUCAAACCCGGCUGUGUUAACUCUGAUGGCAAUCCAACAUCUAGCCACCGGAUCGGUGAGGACCGAAGAUAAAGCAGACGACAUCAUCAUCACUAUCAGAUCCUCUGUCCAUGAUGCACCAACCGUACUCGAUUCCCUUACGGCCAAGCAAGUGGAUUCUGGGAAGGAUCAGAAAGCAGAUGCCGUGAAGGGCCCGUUUGACUAUAAUUUCUCAUACUGGGCAAGGACAGGAGAAAAGCUGGAGAUUUCCAUCCAAUCAAAAGAACUGUUAUUUUAUCCAGCCCAACUGACGGUCACCAUCAUGGGAGAUGCCUGCCCAGGAGAGGUGGCCACAUCCCAAGGCAAGAGGGGAGUGUUUAUCACAGGGGAAGUAAAGCCUGCCCUGGAGGGAGUCACUAUCACGGUAACGGCCAACUCGUCGGCUAAACCGACCGUCUUCACAACAGAUUCAUCAGGAAAAUUCAGGAUCGGUCCACUCCACCGUGAUGUCCAGUACGAAGUAACCGCCACCAAGGACGGCUAUCAGCUGACCAGAGAGGAUGGACCCCUGUAUAACUUCAGGGCCUUCAAGCUGGGCCAAGUCUCCGUACAGGUUGUGGAUGAUGAAAAGAAGCCAUUAAUAGCUGUGCUGCUGUCUUUAAGUGGAGGAAAUCAGUACAGAAGUAACAACCUCACGGCAGCUGAUGGGAAGAUGAUAUUUAUGGCACUGAGCCCUGGUCAGUAUUUUCUGCGCCCGAUGAUGAAGGAGUACCGGUUCGAGCCUCCGUCGCAGAUGUUGGACGUCCAGGAAGGUAGUACAAAGCAGCUGACCAUCAAGGGGUCAAGGGUCGCAUUCAGUUGCUAUGGUAAAGUGACUUCUCUAAAUGGAGAACCAGAACAAGGUCUGCUUGUGGAGGCUGUCGGCCAAGAUGGGUGCUCCAUGUAUCUGGAGGAAAGUAAAACAGAAGCAGAUGGUCGUUACCGAAUUAGAGGCCUUGAGCCAAAAUGUGUGUAUGAGGUGAAGCUGAAGUCCGGUGAGAUGAACACUCAUGUGGAGAGAACUGUACCGAAGUCUAGAAUUGUAAUGAUUGAAAACAAGGAUCUUGUUGAAAUGAACAUCAUAGCGUUCCGUCGAAUGAGUCAAGUUGACGUCAGCGGUAACAUUGUCACGCCCAUCGAACAUCUGCCAACCAUCAAGAUUCGACUAUUCCGGGAAGAUAACCCCGACUCGCCAAUACACACGAUCAGUCUGUCGAAAGUCAGCUUCUUCUACCUGCCUUCCCUGCAGUUUGAUGGCACGAAAUACACGCUGAGACUUGAAACAACUCUGUCGAGAUCAGCUUAUGAUUACGUCCUGCCAGAAGUGGAGUUCACAGCCAACACUUCCUACCAACACUUCACUGUCAGGUUCCAGCCCACGAGAAAGCCCGGGGAGCAGGAACUGUCGCGAGGAUCGUUCUUGAUUCUACCUCUGACUCUUCUCACUGUCUUCCUAGCCUACAACUACCAGAAGGUUCUGCCGUAUGUAUCCCAGUACAUGGGUAAAGUGAUGCAGUCUUGGGCCAGUGGAGCGCGACCACAGACUGUGUCGGAGGCUCCGAUACCAGAACAGCUUGAUAUGGACGAUAGCAUCAUCGUAAAGAAGAAAGUGAAACCGCGCAAGACAUGAUGAAAACAGACAUUAGAUUUAAAAACUAUUAAAUUAAAUAUUUUUGUUGUAUCAGGGAGAGCAAGUGUAUGGUGGGGAAAGACUUGAUGAAAACAGACAUUAGAUUUAAAAACUAAUAAAUUAAAUAUUAUUGUUGUAUCAGCGAGAGCAAGUGUAUGGUGGGGUAAGUUACUUUCCUGAAAAGCACAAAGAAAAAGACUUGAUGAAAACAGACAUUAGAUUUAAAAACUAUUAAUAUUAUUAUUGUUGUGCGAGGGUUGUGCCUAGCGUGGAAUGAUGGGGUAAGUUUCUUGCCUGAAAAACAAAAAAAAGUCAGACUUUGCAAGACAUCAUGAAAAUAGACAAUUAGAUUUAAAAACUAUUAAUAUUUUAUCAGGGUUGUAAACGUACCUUGCAAGACCUGAUGAAAACAGAUCUAUAUUAGAUUAAAAACUAUUAAAUUAAGUAACAUUAUUGUUGUAUCAGACUCAGAGAUAGCAAGGAAAUGGUGGGGUAAGUUGUGCCUGAAAAACACAAAGAACAUUGCAAGACAUAAUGAAAACGGACAUUAGAUUUAAAACUUAAUAAUAUUAUUGUUGUAUCAGGUCUGUACCUAGCAGAGAUAGCAAGGGAAUGGUGGAGGUAAGUUGCAUGCUUGAAAAGCACAAAGAAAAAAGUCAAAUGACUUGCAAGACAUGAUGAAAACACACAUUAGAUUUAAAAACUGUUAAUACUAUUAUUGUGUCAGGGUUGUGCCUAGUGGCGAUAGCAAGUGUGUGGUAUGGUGGGGUGAGUCGCUUCCCUGAAAAGCACAAUGAAUGCCCUUUUCAGUUUAUUUAUUUCAACUUAAUUUUCGUACUUGUAUUCAUGCCUGCUGCCCUGGGCACACACCUCAGCUGUCUAGGACAGUGGGUUAGUGGUUAGUUAGAGCAAAGGAAGUGCAGUGACCGUACUGAACUGUUAAAACUCACUGUGGGUAGAAGCCAGUACGAGGGUGUGAACUUGGUACCCCCAACUCUUAGGGCCAAUGACUUAACCACUAUGGCAGUUUACCUGGAGAAGACCUGUGUCCAAAUCUGUAUGUUACUGUCCCCACCUCCACCAUUAUUUAGGCUAAGCAUGGCUCUGUUUAUCAAUUGUAUUUAAGGGCUGUUCUAGAAAUUAUCUAAUGGUGAGAGAUUAGGAACAAUGGUUUCUAACAUCAGACCCUAUAUUAAUGUGUCCAAAUCCUUAUGUUACUGCCCCCCACCUCCACCAUUAUUUAGGCUAAGUACAUGUAUGGCUCUAUUUAUCAACUGUAUUUGAGGGCUGUUCUAGAAAUUAUCUCAUAGGGAGAGGUUAGGGACCAUGGUUUUCUAACAUCAGAUCCUAUAUUAAUGUGUCCAAAUCCUUAUGUUACUGCCCCCCACCUCCACCAUUAUUUAGGUUAAGUACAUGUAUGGCUCUGUUUAUCAGUUGUAUUUAAGGGCUGUUCUAUAAAUUAUCUCAUAGGGAGAGAUUAGGGACCAUGGUUUUCUAACAUCAGAUCCUAUAUUAAUGUGUCCAAAUCCUUAUGUUACUGCCCCCCACCUCCACCAUUAUUUAGGCUAAGUACAUGUAUAGCUCUGUUUAUCAGUUGUAUUUAAGGGCUGUUCUAUAAAUUAUCUCAUAGGGAGAGAUUAGGGACCAUGGUUUUCUAACAUCAGACCUGAUAUUAAUGUGUCCAAAUCCUUAU
Gigantopelta aegis is the source of this 5266-nucleotide messenger RNA. Its product is annotated as nodal modulator 1-like. Lineage: Eukaryota; Metazoa; Mollusca; Gastropoda; Neomphalida; Peltospiridae. The transcript is spliced from 31 exons. The record is from RefSeq and is a predicted model, not a curated record. Gene Ontology annotation, molecular function: carbohydrate binding. Gene Ontology annotation, cellular component: endoplasmic reticulum membrane. The coding region runs from base 1 to 3573 and encodes 1190 amino acids.